Messenger RNA from Effrenium voratum, 1038 nucleotides. The record is from the annotation of a GenBank genome assembly. NCBI's taxonomy places the organism in Eukaryota, Dinophyceae, Suessiales, Symbiodiniaceae.
AUGGCUGUCAAGCGGUUGAAGAGGAAGCGGAAAGACCCAAGCGGCCUCGUUACCACCACCCUCCCGCUGCCAGGUGUGUCACAUCCCGCUACGCAGAGAAGGACAAAGAAGCUCAACCCGAAAAGGAAGCGGAAAGACCCAAGCGGCCUCGCUACCACCACCCUCCCGCUGCCAGGUGUGUCACAUCCCGCUACGCAGAGAAGGACAAGGAAGCUCAACCCGAAAAGGAAGCGGAAAGACCCAAGCGGCCUCGUUACCACCACCCUCCCGCUGCCAGGCGCGCCACUUGCCCGGGACGCGGCGCAGCGGCUGCUGGCGGCAAUCGAUGAGGAAGGCGCGCUUUCGGAAUGCCCCUCUUCAUGGCACCGACUCUUCAAGAAGGAGUUGGGCACCUACCGGAGGUUCCUGGCGGCUCAUCCACAACUCUUCAGCAUCAAGGACCUUCCAGGAGACUGCUUUGUGGUCACACGCUGCGGCGCCGACGUGGCCUCCGAGUUCCUGGCGGACCGGCGCUGCUGGCGCCGGGCACUCCGCAGCGCCUGGCGGAGGUACUGCCUGGACACUUCCGACCCAUGCCCACGGGCCUUCACUGGCCAGUUGAAGGCUAUGGCCGGCUUGGAUGUGGAGAAACCGCAAGGUUCUGAAGGCCAGUUGAAGGCUAUGGCCGGCUUGGAUGUGGAGAAACCGCAAGGAUCUGAAGGCCAGUUGAAGGCUAUGGCCGGCUUGGAUGUGGAGAAACCGCAAGGAUCUGAAGGCCAGCUGAAAGCUCUGGCGAGCGCGGAUGUGGCCAACCCAGCUAAGAAGUCUGCAGGCCCAGAUGAGCCAGCGAAGACGAGAACGGAGCGUCGACGUAAGACUUCGAAGAGUGGUCUUGGGCGAGGUGUUAAAGCCAAACCCAGCGCGGAUGUGGACAAACCUUCGGGAGGUGUUGUGAAGCGAAAGCGGCGUCCGCUGAAAGAGCCCAGCGUGGACAACAUCUCAGGCCCGAAGCUGGAGCCGACACGCGAAAAGAAGUGUCGACGCUUGAAGCGCCGCUGA